AUGCCUGCUGUCUCACGAAAGCGAAAAUCUCGCGCCCGGUCUGGAUCAAAGCCAUACGAGCGGCGAGUUGCUUUCCCACAUUCUUCCAGUCCUGCCCUUUCCGAUAAUCAGAACGGUGACGAGUGCCCUCCAUCACCAAUCUUAGACACGGCGGACAAACCUGGAUUUCCCACAUAUACCCAGUACAAACGCCUAGAGACCGGAUACCUGGAGUCGCUGUCCCCGCGAAAGCGUGAUAAGGCCCUCAUAUCUCAGUGCAUGUUCGACAAGAUCUGGGAUGUGCUACACCAACCGGACGCAUGCACUGUUGGGACACCACAGUUUCGCUUCUGGGUCCGCAAGAUGUUCACGCUCAGUACACCCGACGCAGAAGAUGACGGCGAGGUACCAGUUGUCAUCCUCCAUGAGAACAGGCCAGUCGCCGUUCAGGAGCAGCUAUAUGAACUCUUCUGUUACUGCCACGAAGAGUCCAACCACGGCGGUCGGGACAAAACUUGCGCUAUCAUCCGCCAGCACUACUCAUGGGUCCCAAAAGAGCUUACUGCACAGUUCGUCAAAGCUUGUCCUACAUGUACCUUCAAACGAAGCGGCAAC
Molecule: messenger RNA, 594 nt
Organism: Suillus clintonianus
Lineage: Eukaryota; Fungi; Basidiomycota; Agaricomycetes; Boletales; Suillaceae
Exons: 1
Source: RefSeq, a predicted model, not a curated record